Messenger RNA from Schizosaccharomyces osmophilus, 477 nucleotides. RefSeq names its product Schizosaccharomyces specific protein, predicted GPI anchor. The record is from RefSeq and is a predicted model, not a curated record. Lineage: Eukaryota; Fungi; Ascomycota; Schizosaccharomycetes; Schizosaccharomycetales; Schizosaccharomycetaceae. The transcript has 2 exons. Bases 1 to 477 code for a protein of 158 amino acids.
AUGCCUGUCUUGAACCAAAAAUCGCUGUUUUUUGCUUUGUGCGCCUUUUUCAUGCUUUUCUCUUCGGUAUUUGGUGCUUUGAUUGCGCCUAUUGGAAAUGUUGACAAUCUUGAAGGUGUCCAACUAAAGUACGCUGACAAUGUUCUUACGACUCCCGUUCCUGACUUUAAACGGGCAAAGCGUGACGGUGUAUCUACACCCUCGUAUUCUACCACCGCAGACAACGUAGUCAUUGUUACCGACAAGUAUUGGUCUGUCGUUUCAGGUCUAAAUCAACCAAUCCCUUAUCCCUUUACUUUCUCGGAGGCUCAUCCUUCGUCAACAAUAACAACAGCACCCUCUGGAUCUAUCGGAUAUGGAUCAAUAAAGGGUAAUAAUCGCCAAUUGAUGGAAGGUAGCUCAUCCACGCGUAUCUCCUUCCCUCACAUUACCUUUGCUUUGAUAGCCGUCACUAGUUUGAUUGCUUUAUUCGUAUAA